This is a messenger RNA of Asparagus officinalis (garden asparagus), 915 nucleotides long. RefSeq lists its product as uncharacterized. The coding region runs from base 1 to 915 and encodes 304 amino acids. The transcript is spliced from 2 exons. Gene Ontology annotation, biological process: telomere maintenance; DNA repair. The record is from RefSeq and is a predicted model, not a curated record. Lineage: Eukaryota; Viridiplantae; Streptophyta; Magnoliopsida; Asparagales; Asparagaceae. Gene Ontology annotation, molecular function: DNA helicase activity.
AUGGCAAAAAGAUUUGCGAUUGAGACGGUUGACAGAACAUUGAGGGAUGUAAUGGGUGACAAAAGAUUUUUUGGUGGAAAAGUAGUCGUGUUUGGAGGUGAUUUUCGUCAAGUUCUACCAGUUGUUCCACGGGGCACUAGAGCAGAAACAAUCAAUGCAAGUCUUAUGAAAUCAUAUCUCUGGGAAAAAAUGGAGAAAUUAUCUCUCACUAUUAAUAUGAGAGUAAGAACUGAUCAAGUAUUUGGAGAGUUCUUAUUGCGCGUUGGGAAUGGAGAGGAACCCACAAUAGAUGAGAAUUUGAUACUUCUUCCACAUGAAAUGGUAGUAGAAUAUGACAAUGAUGAAAACUCUGAAAAAAAUUUGAUUGAUGCUAUCUUUCCAUCAUUACAAUCAAAUUCGUCAUCUGCUGAAUACAUGACACAACGUGCUAUUCUUUCAACAAGGAAUGAGUAUGUUGAUGGACUUAAUGAAAAAUUAAUUGCAUUAUUUCCUGGUGAAGCUAGAACAUUCUUUAGCUUUGAUGAAGCAGUAGAUGACACAAAUAAUUAUUACCAAGAAGAGUUCUUGAACACCUUAAUGCCGAAUGGACUCCCGCCUCACAAAUUGAUUCUUAAAAGAAAUUGUUCGAUCAUGCUGUUACGUAAUCUUGAUCCAUCUAAUGGAAUGUGCAAUGACACACGAAUGAUCUGUAGAGGAUAUGAACAUAAUGUUAUCCAUGCUGAAAUCACAAUUGGUCAACAUUCUGCCAGAAGUAUUAUUGCCUCAAAGGUCAUGGACUCUAGCUAUUAUAGAUCAAAUUGCCUUGCUGCAGUCCGAUUCCCUAUGGCUCUCUACAGUUUGACAAAGAUGCAUCUUUUGAAGUUGAUUAAUCCUGCUAAAAUUGAGCUCCUUUCUGUCUAUUUAUAUCAAACUUAA